UGCAUUCAUUUUUCCCUUGCAUUUUCCGGUUUUUAUCGUUAAUCGAUUUGUCAUGGGUAAAGCCUCUUCCGCGCCUUCGGGCUCUGCCGCCGAUAUUCCUUCUCCUGCAGGCCCCAAGACCUUGGUGCAAUGGUACCUUCUUUCUUACAACCAGGUCUCCUUUCUCGGUUGGUUCUGGAUCCUCUUCUUGACCGUCUCGCAACUCGUCAUUUCCGGCGGCAACUUUGCUUCCGUCUUUGAUGUUGUAUGGCCUUGGCUUUCCGUUGUCCAAACCGCCGCCAUCUUUGAGGUCAUUCACGCUGCUCUCGGUUGGGUCAGAGCUCCAUUGUUGACGACAACAUUGCAAGUGAUUUCCCGUUUGUUCUUAGUGUGGGGCGUCAAUUACAUGUUCCCUGCCAUUCACACCCAUUGGUCAUUUACCACCAUGGUCACGGCAUGGUCCAUUGCUGAGUGUGUCCGAUACGCUUACUACACUUUCCAUUUGGCUUCUUCGGUUCCGGCCAUCAUCUCGUGGGCUCGUUACACCUUUUUCCUCGUCCUCUAUCCCGCGGGUGUCUCUUCCGAGAUCAUGAUGGUCUACAAAGCCUUGCCUUACGCGCGUCAGUUCCAUGAAGCUUAUUUCCUUGCUUUGGUCAUUGCCACCUUUGUUUACAUUCCAGGUUUCCCGCUCUUAUUCUCGCACAUGCUUGUUCAGCGCAAAAAAUAUCUUCGUGGAAACUUUAAAAAGGCCGAAAAGAAAGCUCAGUAAAAUAGGACGUUUUUUAUUUGAGAAUAAAGCAAAUCAUUAUCACU
This is a messenger RNA of Radiomyces spectabilis, 792 nucleotides long. RefSeq names its product tyrosine phosphatase-like protein. Gene Ontology annotation, molecular function: 3-hydroxyacyl-CoA dehydratase activity. Gene Ontology annotation, cellular component: endoplasmic reticulum membrane. The record is from RefSeq and is a predicted model, not a curated record. Bases 53 to 748 code for a protein of 231 amino acids. Gene Ontology annotation, biological process: sphingolipid biosynthetic process; fatty acid elongation; very long-chain fatty acid biosynthetic process. Lineage: Eukaryota; Fungi; Mucoromycota; Mucoromycetes; Mucorales; Radiomycetaceae. The transcript is spliced from 5 exons.